AUGGGGCACAGGAGGCACCAGUUCCAAGCCCUGCUCUGGAAGAACUGGCUCUGCAGACUCCGGCACCCGGUCCUUUCCCUCGCGGAAUUCUUCUGGCCUUGUAUCCUGUUCAUGAUUCUGACAGUACUUCGUUUCCAAGAACCUCCCAGACAUAGAGACAGUUGUUACUUGCAACCCCGUGAUCUGCCCAGUCGGGGCGUUAUGCCCUUUGUCCAGGGACUUCUUUGUAACACCGGGUCAAAGUGCAGGAACUCCAGCUUUGAAGGGUCCAUGGAACACCAUUUUCGCUUUUCCAGGUUUCAAACUGCAGCUGACCACCGGAAGGUGAAUAGCGUGGCCUUUUUAAAAGAGAUGCAGGAUCUGGCCGAGGACAUUUGUGAAACAAUGGACAAAGCAAAAAACUUACAAAAACUUUGGAGACAAAGAUCUAAGACCCCAGGUUCUUCUUAUGGAUCCAGUUUUUUAACAAUGGAUCUCAACAAAACAGAGGAGGUGAUAUCAAAACUGGAAAGCCUCCACCAGCAACCUCAUAUCUGGGAUUUUUUACUUUCAUUGCCGAGACUACGUGCAGACCCUGUUCACGUGGAAGACAUCCUGCGGGGCUUGGUCCACUUCCUGCAGGCAGUUUUGAAUUCCUUAACAUCUCUGGAAGAUUUAGACUGGCUGCCACUCAACCAGACCUUCUCCCAGGUUUCUGAACUUGUACUGAAUGUGACCAUCUCAACGCUGACAUUUCUGCAGCAACAUGGAGUAGCAGUUACCGAGUCAGCUUAUCAACUGUCGCUUCAGAAUAUGGUGUGGGAUCCACGGAAAGUUCAGUCUGAUCUCAAAUCCAAGUUUGGCUUUGAUGAUCUUCAAAUGGAACAAAUCCUGAAUUAUUCAGCAGAGCUAAAGGAGAUUCCCACAGAGAGGUCCUUAGAAAGGAUGGUGUGUUCAGUCUUGUCCAGCGUAUCCAAGGAUGAAGCUGAGAGGGACCACCAUGGUGGAGACUGUCAUCCUGAGUGGGUAGAAGCCAAGAACUAUCUCAUCCAUGCAAUCAGUUGGCUGCAACUGUAUGGACAGGUGUUUCACCAGUGGCAACAGAGUGGCCUGCUUCAGAAGAUACUCACAGGUGCUGCCCAUAGUCUGGGGGCCCUCAGGGACCAGCUUGAAGAAGGGGAUGAGCCAUGGAACGUGGUGGAAACCUUGCAUACUGGACUGCUCCUCCUGAGUGACAGUUUGGCAGCCGAUGGACCUGAAGACAGUCUUCACUCUCCACAGAUAUCAGAGCAUCUGCAGAAAUUGCAGAGUGUGCUGCAAAACCUGUCUCAGUGGCCAGAACUAAAGAAAUUGCUGCAACUGGAUGGUGCUCUCAGGAAUGCAAUAGCCCAGGAUUUGCAUUUCAUCCAAGCAAUCCUCAUUCACCUGGAGACUUCAGUGAACAAUUCUAUGCAGGGUGGACCUGAUCGAUGGAAACUAGAAAAGGAUGUGUUCUUUGGGGGGUUAAAGCAGAUGUUGACAACAAAGAAUGCUACUGUUCCCUGCCUAAAUGAACGCUUUUCUGAGAAGGAGGUCCCUCUGCCCCCUGGGAUCUGGGGGGACCCCUGGGGACUGCUGUGCCACCAUAGAUCCUUCAAUGAGACCCCUGUUUUCAACAGGCUACUUAGUGCAGUAGAGGAUGCUGAUCAUAUUUUGCAAGAAGUCUUUACCCAGCACAUGGAUAUGCCAGUUUCGGUACCUGAAGAGUAUUUGGGCUGGCAGGAACUGGAGACACAGCUGUCAGAAGUGAGCCUUUCCUGUUCUCGGCUCUUCCAGUUGCACGGUACUGAUGCCUCACCUGGGACUGGUGUCUCCUCUGGUGGCUGUGAACACCAGCUUGUCUCCACCCUGAUAUUUCAUAUGCUUGAAAAAGUACAACUGUUCCUGGAGCAAACAUCCUAUGGGAAGGCUUUCCUGGGGCUUCUCAGGAAGGCUUGUGAAGUGGCACGAUGUGUGAACAUGCAAGGAAAUUUCCAGAACAGUCUGCUUUUAACUUUCUCUAAGAACUCUCUCUGUUUUGCAGAAAACAUAAAUUGGAAAAUCAUUGGCGAUAAUUAUUUUUCAUUUUUGAAUGACUUAUUGGCUUCUCCAAAAACUUCCAUAGCCAGUGCCUUAAACUGCACAAAGCACCUUCUGGUGAUGGAAAAGAAGUUUCAUGCCUCUGAGGAUGAACAGAUGAACUUUCUUUUAUCAUUUGUGGAAUUUUGGGAGAAAUUAUUACUACCUAAUCCUUUCAACUCAUUCAGGGUUCCCAAAUUCCACAACUCAUCUUUCACCAAGGAAGUUCUGAAUAAAAGUGUUUUGUGGAUAAAUCACUUUGAGAGUUUAGAGAGAGACCCACCUGCUGCUGAAGCUCAGGAGCUUUUAGAAUUUGGGAAAGAGGUGAUUGAAAAACUGCAAACUGUUGGAAGUCACUGGAUGAGAAGCCAGUCUACAAAUAUUUUGAGAUUCAUGGAAUUAAUACUUCUUGAAAUUAACCCCAAACUUCUAGAAUUAUGGCUCAAUGGCAUUUCUAAAGGAGAAAAAGCUAAAUUGGAAAACUUUUCUUCACUUUUAAAUUUUUCUGUUCCAGAAAAUGAGAAAAUUUUUAGUAAAAGCAUAAACAUUUCCCAGUUAUUCCAUUCAAAUUGGUCAAAAUCACCAGCAGUGAACAUGGAUUUUGUACAUUUAAGUGAAACUGUGAUGAAUGGUCUCUAUGAAUUUGGAUUGCUGAGGCAUGAUCAAGUCUCAGAAGCUCUGGACACAGUCUAUUUUGUAAAGAAUGCGUCUGAUCUUUUCUCAGCCCUUUCUGAACCUCAAAAACAGGAAGUUAAUAACAUUUUGACACACAUACACCUAAAUGUCUUCAAAGACAAGGAUUCAGCUUUACUUCUACAAAUUUAUUCUUCCUUUUACCGAUAUAUUUAUAAAUUCUUGAGUGUGCAGAGUAGAGAUUCUCUGCUAAUGUAUCUUACCCAAAUCUCAAGAUAUAUUUUGGACAUCAUAAAGCAAUUUAAUUUUCAAAACAUCAGUAAAGCAUUUGAAUUUUUGUCUGAGACCGCAGGGAUUCUUGGGGGAAUUUCUAAAGUAUCUUAUUGUCAGCAGUUGUUUUCAGUUUUUAACUUUUUGGAGCUUCAAGCUCAAUCCCUGAUGUCUACAGAGGGCCAAGAAUUGGAAAUGAUCCAUGCUACCUUGACAGGCCUCAAACAGCUGCUAAUAGCAGAUGAAGAUUUUCGCAUGUCUUUAUUUCAAUAUGUCAGUCAUCUCCUCAAUGGUUCAGUAGAAACCCUGUUGGGUAAUGAAUGCUUUGUUUUGGAUAAUGAAAUCAUUUCCUCUAUGAAUUAUUUAACAGACAAGGGAUCUUCAUUUAAUCUUCCAUGGUCACAAAUUUUUUCAAACCUCUCAGCAAAUGUCAGCGUGUUGAAUGAGUUUUUGGCUGUUCACUGCACCAUUUCAUGGCUUCAAAUGUGGACUGAAAUCUGGGGAAGUAUAUCUCAAAUAUUUAAGUUUGACUUGAAUAUCUUCACUUCUCUUCAUGUUGGACUCACUCAGCUUUUGGAUGAAUUAGAAAAGGAUGUGAAAAUUUCUAAAAGCUGCCAGGGAGUCUUUCCCACUCAUCAUGCAGUUAGACUCAUAUUAAAUUUGUUUAAAAAUGUGACUCAAGCUGAUGAUUUGCAGGAUUGGCAUGACUUGAUGGAUCUCAGGGAUCUAUGGGUAGCAUUAGGUGAUGCAUUAGUUGCAGUAAAAUCACUUAACUUGGACCAAAUAGAAAAAUCCCUUUUCACCAUGGAAACUACCCUGCACCAGCUAGAGACACUUCCAUUGAACACAAACACAAACAGGGAGUUUUUAUAUUCUCUGCUUGAGGUUUUCAUUGAGUUAAGCCAGACCUCAGAAUAUAUGGAUAGUAAUGCAGAUUUGAUAAAUCAUUUUCUUUUAAAUAAUCUCACAGAUCAUGGAGAUAACAAAUUUCAAAGCAUCAUCACCAAGCUAAGAGAAACAAUAUUAUUUCUUAGAAAUGUGUCUCAUGAUCAAGAUUUAUUGUCCUGUGCUGAUGUUUUCCAAAAUGUAACAAAGUUGAUUUUAGAAGAAGGCUUAUUUCAUGUAAAUACCUCACAGCAGACAGUACAAAUUCUGGAUGUGUUAUAUUCCACAUUAUUCUCUGAGAACACAGUUGGUAGACUGAGAGGAUGCAUGGCAUGGAUAGAUGCCAUCAAUCGUCUAUAUGUGAUGUAUAAUUCAAGUUUUUCACAAGGACAUCUGGACAGUGUUUUGGGGAGUUUUAAAGAUACGGACAACAAAAUGAACUCCACAUUGAAAAUGGUAACUUGGCUGCUAAAUAUAAAGAAACCCCUUUGUUCUUUGGGUGAGUCAAAUAUAAAUUGUGUAAAUGUUUACUUGAAAGAUAUAACUGACUUUCUAAAUAUUGUACUUACUACAGUCUUUGAAAAAGAGGAAGUACCAAAAUUUGAGAUUUUAUUAGCUGUUUUGAAUGGUUCCACAAAUCAAGUAAGGAUGAUUGUAAACAACUUAACAAGAGACUUUGAUUUUCUCUCCCAAUCCAAUUGGAAAUAUUUUAAUGAAUUAGUUCUAAGACCUACAGAAAUGUCACGUGAAAUUCCUAAUCAGUUUCAAAAUCUUUGGCUGCAUUUAAUAGCAUUGGGGAAGGAAAUUCAGAAACUUGUAAAAGAUAUUUUCUCUAAUAUCCUGGAAAAUAAUUCCUCUUCUAAAACUGAAAACUAUUUUAGUAUAUUUGGUACCAGUCCAAAGGAAAAUGAUAUAAAGAGUUUAGGCAAUUCAAUUUAUCAUUUAGCUAAUUACCUUGCUUUCAGUUUAUCUCAUGAUCUUCAAAACUCACCAGAAACAAUUUCACAUGAACUAAUGAAAGCUGUGGAUCUUGGUAUUCAGUGGAUGAGGGAUGUGUUCAACUCCUUAAUGCCCACUGUUUCUCACAAUAUCCCACAAAAUACAAGUCGUGCUCAAGUUUUAAAGAAGGUGGCUUCUCUCAUGCGUACUCUCAAGAAAGCAGACAUAGACCUUGUAGUAGAUCAGCUUGAACACAUUAGUGAGAGCCUGGUGGAUUUCUUCAAGAAUCUCAGUAGAUUAGAUAGGGGCAAUUCAGGGGUCAACUUGCUUGUUGGCUUGAUGGAGAAAUUUGUAGACAGUUCCCAUGCUUGGAAUGUCAAUCAUCUGCUUAGGCUCUCCCGUCUGUUUCCUAAGGAUGAUGUGAAUGCAGUAGUGGAUUUGUACUAUGCUCUUCCUCAUAUUGUGAGUCUCCUGCAGAGAGUGACUGAUAAAAACAUCACACAGGCCCUCAAAGAUGUCUAUAACUUUACACUCCUUCAUGGCAUAAGCAUUUCAAACAUGACCAAGGAGGACUUUGCUGUUGUGAUAAAAGCUCUUCUGGAUAUAGUCACACUAAUAUCAGACCAACCAGCUAUUGUCUCAGAAGUUUUAACCUGCCUUCCUGUGGUUUGGUGCUGGAAUCAUACAACCUAUGGAUUUCAGCAGAAUCCAGAAUUGGAAGCCUGCAAAGUCCAUGGGCUUAUGUCUUCUUCCUUUUAUCACCAAGUGGCCAUAAUACUUGACCAUCUCCACCUGACUCCCCCAGGUGAAGGUUCACAAUGUUCAAAUGAAAGUUCACAAAUGGAAAUACGUAGGCAAGUUAUUUGUGUAAUUCAUGAAUUAGCGGACUGGAAUUCCAUCCUUCUAGCACUGUCCGAAGUCUUCCAUGCUAAAAUCUCACUAGUGAAAAUGGUGCAAGAAUUUUGGCAUAAGGUGUUACCUUUUAUUCCACUUUCUGAAAAUCAAAGUAGUGACAGCAUCGCUGAACAUUGUCCUGGUGGUCCAAUAAAGCAAAUUGCUUUGCAAAUCAUAGAAAAGCUAAAAAAUGUCAAUUUUACAAAAGCUACUUCUGGAGAAAACAUUUUUGAAAAACUGGCUGGUUUAAAUAAGAUUCUUAACAUUACUGAAGGCACAGAGAAAUUUGUCCAAAAUAAUAUUUCCUUAAAUUUGGAAAGGAUGAUCAAGUUGAUUGCUGGGGAUUGGAGCCUAGAAAAUAACAGUGCUUAUUUACUCUCUCCACUCACGAUUCUUCUGAAUGCAAGUUUCAUGGAAAGUAGUUUAGAAGCACUAACAAGUUUUAUUAAAAAUAGUGACACUAUUUACAACCUUGAUGGACUAUGGCUUGACUUUAAACAAACCAUGAAAGAACUAACCCAUGACUUUAGUAUCAGGCACUGGUUCUCUAUAAUUAAGAAGGAAAUCCAAAGUAUAAAUUCAGUGACUCUUCAAAGCUUAGUUUUACAACUUUCCCACUUUCUGGAAAGCUUGGAUUCAUCACUAUUGAGGACAUUAGAAAUUACUGAAGAUUUUUUGUUGACCACAAAAAAAUGGUUUCAUGAAAUUGAAAACAAAGAUUACUCUAAAUUGAUACAAACAUUAUUUGUUCCUGUGACCAGCGAGAGUUUAACUGAUAAUAUAACUAAAGAUAUGACUAAUUAUUUGGAAUUUCUGAAAAGCAUUUCAAGAGAAGGCAAUUUCAAUGUUGACUUUCUUACUCAUCUGCUAAAUCAAGAGCAACUAACCAAUUUCUCAGUUGUUCAGUUGCUUUUUGAAAGCAUUCUGAUUAAUUUCAUCAAUAACUUAGCUGAGAGAUCUCAAGAAGUGGUCCCAAAUUUAAGUGAUGAUGACCUUCAAAAAAUGAAUAUCAUUAACCUCACCUUGAAUCACAUGCCAUCCGACAAUGGUGGGAAAACUAUUCUCCCUCCAAGGAGCACAGGGGAUUUCAAAGAACAGUUUUUGAGAAUAUUCUCCUCCCUUUUACUAAAGGGAAAUUCUGAGAACAAAAUAUCUCUUCUGCUAAAAGACUUCCACAAAGAUGCUAUUGCAGAGAUGAGUUUUUUUCCAAAAGAUAAAAUUCUAGAAGUUCUGAAAUUGGAUCAAUUUCUUACCUCAAAGAAUGAAGAAAGAUUGAUGGAUUUUUUCUCAAGUUUAAAGGAGACUAUAUAUCAUUUAAUCAAAAACUCAUUUAUAUUAGACAAUGGAGAACUUUAUUUUGAUAACCAUCAAGGUCUGGAAUUCAUAAAAGAUUUGUUGCAUGCCUUUGUAAGGGAAACCUCAAUAAAAAAUAAGUCUGAAGAUAAUUUGGACUUCCUUACAGUGGUGAGUCAGUUGCUUUUCCAUAUAAAUAGUCCUGAGGAGCUCUUCAAACUUAAUCAAAAUCUUGGGUCAGUUCUUCAUCUUGUGAGAGAAAGUUCCACAGAGAUAGCAAAUCUUAUGGAUACUCUUUUAAACUCUCUCAGUAAGGACUUCCACACCUUAUAUCCUACACUCCAAGAAGUCAUAUUAUCUAACCUAACUGAUUUGUUUUUCUUUAUACAUAACUCAUUUCUUCUAAGAAACAGAGAAACAUUAGAAAUUACUAAGAGGUUACUUGGUGUUAUUUCUAGAGCUUCUGAAAAUAGUCAUGUCCCGGAACCUCUCUUAGAAAUGUCUAGAACUCUGACCAUGCUGUUGAGCAACAGUGCUGAGCUGAGAGAUCUUGCCAUAUUAGUGGACUCCACUGUGAAACUUCUCAAGCUAUCCAAGAAAGUUGCAGGACAGAUGGCUAUGAUUUUUGACACUCAUUUAAUCUCCAGUACCAAGGACACCAUUAAAUUCUUUGAUACUCUCUAUUCCAUCAUGCACCAAAGGGUUCAACAUCUUGUGAAGGAAAUAACUACUUUGAAAAAGGUAGAUCAUUUUAUAUUUGAAAAGAUAAAUGAUUCAUUACUGCCAUUUCUUGACUUGGCCUUUGGGAUGAUUGGGGUCAAACCUAAUAUUUCACAAGACUCUGAUAUUUUCAGUGUGUCAUCUAUCAUACUCUCAUAUGUGAACCAAUCCAAGGACUUUUCUGAUAUUUUGGAAGAAAUAGCUGAAUUUUUAACUUCUAUGAAAAUCGAUUUGGGAGUUUUGGAGCAUCUUAUGGUGACAUUUAGUAAUGUGUCUCAAAUAUUUUCUAGGGAUUCUAUCAAUUUAUGGGAGGAAAUUCUGGAUUGCUUAGUUCCUAUAAAUAACAUUACCAACCAAAUGGACUUUUUACAGCUUAAUCCAAAUUCUAGCCCUCAAGAUACAAAGCAGGAAAGGAUUCAUGAAGUGAUUUGUUUUUUGGAUAAAAUGUUAACAGAAAGCAGCACAGAAAUAGGAACUUACUUGAAAAUGGCGAUUAAUCUUACCUUAGAAACUCUUUGGAAUAGCUUGAAGAAGGAUAACUGGGAGGUUUUAAAUCUGUUGUUGACAUUUUUUCAGCAUCCCAAUAACCUUUUGAAAACCAUAGAACAGGCCUCCAGUGGAACUGAAAGUGAGUAUGGAGAUUAAUUAAGUAAAGGUUUAUCUUUCAACACAUCUUUGAUUGAGAACAUAACCCAUCAUCAACUUGAAAAAGCAACCCAGUUUGUGUUAAGUAGAACAACUCUCUCAAGGAAAGGGCUCCUCCCUAACAACUCCCAGUGGGAAAAUUCCAUAAGCACUGUGUUUCAUCCAAUUUUGGAGAUUUUUCUUAAUGCAACCAUUGGAAAGAAUGGCAUGUCGGCAAAAGAAGCCUGGUCCCAGGAUGAUAUGAUGAAUUUUCCUUAUGGUUUCAAACCAUUAUAGUAUUUCAAGAAAUACCUGAGAAGAUUAUUUGUAUUGAUUGAAUACUGGCAAAAAGUGUCGCUGACAGAUGAAAGUGUUGUUGAGAUGUGUCAAGUUUUCCAGCAGCUGGAGAAGCCCUCUGAAGCCAUCGAGAUACUGCAGAAAGUGAAGAUGGUAGUUUUGCGUGUGCUUAUCAUCUUUGCAGAAAACCCUUCCUUGACUAAGGACAUUUUGUGUGCUACUCUGAGUUGCAAGGAAGGUGGGAUACGGCAUCUCAUUUUGUCUACUAUCCAAGGGGUCACUUUGGUGCACAAAAACUACCAGGAAAUUGAAAAGAUAUGGUCCUCACCUCAUCAGCUAGAUUGUGAACACCUUAGCAGAAAUCUUUCUAUCACCUUGGAAAGCUUCAGAAGGAACUUGGAAAAUGCCACCAGCCAGGACUGUACAUGCCAACCCCUGCUAGAGACAGUUCAGCAGCACAUGAACAUGUUGGCCGAAAGCCUCGAGGAGUCUUGGUUGUCCAGGAAUUCCAUUAUGACUUUUCUUAGCAAUUUCACAGUCACCGAGAAUGUAAAAGUAAAAGAUUUGGUGAAGAAUAUCACUAAGCUAACCGAAGAACUUCGGUCUUCUGUCCACAUCUCAGAUGAGACCAUCCACAGCAUCUUAGAAGCAAAUAUUUCCCAUUCAAAGGUUCUCUCCAGUGCCCUUGCCAUGGCUUUUUCUGGAAAGUGUGAUCAAGAUAUUCUUCGUCUCCUGCUGAUAUUUCCUGAGGAUAAAACAUCUUUGCUUGCAAUGAAGGAACUCUGUGACUUGCCUGGGUGGAAAGUGUAUCCUCUGAUCGUGGUGAUGAGUCAGAACCUGAACCCGCGGAUUUUCAUUUACAAAACUCUUAUACCUUCUGAAGCAAAUGGCUUGCUCAACUCCCUGUUGGAUGUCAUUUCCAGCCUCAGCGCCCUACUUGCCAGAGCCCAGCAUGUCUUCAAAUACCUUCCUGAAUUUCUUCACACAUUUAAAAUUACUGCCUUGCUAGAUAUGCCGGACUUUGGACAGGUUUCACAAAAUGACCAGGCUAGAAGUUCAGCUUUUGGUUCUUUGCAGACUGUGAUGAAACUGGUUUGCAAGGGCCAAGCAUCAUUCCUUAGCAAUUCUGACAUGUUCCUUAAUUUGCCCAGAGUUAACGAACUCUUGGAAGAUGACAAGGAAAAAUUCAACAUUCCUGAGGAUUCAACCCCAUUUUGCUUGAGGCUUUACCAACAAAUUCUCCAGUCUCCAAAUGGCGCAUUGGUGUGGUCUUUCCUAAAACCUAUAUUACAUGGAAAAAUACUGUAUACACCCAACACUCCAGAAAUUAACAAGGUCAUUCAAAAGGCUAAUUAUACUUUUUAUUUUGUGGACAAGCUAAAAAUUUUAUCAGAAACACUGCUGAAGAUAUCAAGUCUUUUCCAGGGAAGUGGAAAUGGCCAGAUGCUCAGUCACCUGCAGGAAGCACUGCAAAACAAAUUUAUAAGAAACUUUGUAGAAAGCCAGUUGCACAUUGAUGUGGACAAACUCACAGAAAACCUCCAGACAUAUGGAGGCAUGCUGGAGAAGAUGUUUAACCAUGCAGGGUCUGGACACUUCCGUUUCUUGGGCCAAGUCUUGGUGAAUCUUUCUUCUUGUGUGGUGCUGGACCGCUUCCAGGCUGUAGAGUCUGCUGACAUCCUGGAGACUAAAGCACAGGAACUCAUGCAGCAGAACAACUUCUUGGCCAGUGUCAUAUUCAACAGUUCCUUAGUCAGCAAGAGAAUCAGAUCAGCAUCUCUCAGAUUGCCACCCCAUGUCACGUAUACAAUUCGAACCAGUGUCUUACAUAGCAUGAGAACAGAUUUGAUAAAAAACCCUUCUUGGAAGUUCCAUCCUCAGAGUCUACCAGCCAAUGGUUUCAAAUAUAACUACAUCUUUGUCCCACUGCAAGAGAUGAUUGAAAGAGCCAUCAUUGAGGUGCAGACUGGCCAGGAAGCCCUGGAGCCGACCACUCAGACGCAGGCAGCCCCCUACCCAUGCCACACCAGUGACCUAUUCUUGAACAAUGUUGGUUUCUUUUUUCCUCUGAUAAUGAUGUUGACUUGGAUGGUGUCAGUGGCCAGCAUGGUCCGAAAACUGGUUUACGAGCGGGAGAUCCAGAUAGAAGAGUACCUGAGGAUGAUGGGAGUGCAUCCAACGACUUACUUCCUGGCUUGGUUCCUGGAGAAUGUGGCCAUGCUGACCUUGAGCAGUGUUGCUCUGGCCAUCAUUCUGAAAACAAGUGGCAUCUUUACCUACAGCAAUGCAUUCAUCAUCUUCCUCUUCCUCCUGGAUUUUGGGGUGUCGGUUGUCAUGCUAAGUUACUUCUUGAGUGCAUUUUUCAGCCAAGCCAACACAGCAGCCCUGUGCACCAGCCUCGCAUACAUGAUCAGCUUUCUGCCCUACAUAGUUCUGUUGGUCUUACACAAUCAACUAAGUUUUGUCAUUCAGACAUUUCUGUGCCUCCUCUCGACAACUGCCUUUGGACAAGGAGUAUUUUUCAUUACCUUCCUGGAAGGACAAGAGGCAGGGAUCCAGUGGAAUAAUAUGUAUCGGGCUCCAGAACCAGGGGGCAUGACAUUUGGCUGGGUUUGCUGGAUGAUUCUGUUUGAUUCGAGCCUUUAUUUUUUAUGUGGAUGGUACUUCAGCAACUUGAUUCCAGGAACUUUCGGUUUAAAGAAACCAUGGUAUUUCCCCUUUACUCUGUCAUAUUGGAAGAAUAUAUGUGGCUUGGUGGAGAAACAGCGACGCUCUUUAUGUUCUAGUUUAUUCUUCUUCAAUGAGAACUUUGGCAAUCAAGGGCCAUCACAACGAAGCAGAGAAGGAGAGAUUGAAGGAGGCCCCCCAGGAGUCACCCUGCUGUCUGUGACGAAGGAGCACGAGGGCCACAAGGUGGCUGUGCAAGACCUCACCCUUACCUUUCACAGAGGCCAAAUAACUGCGCUGCUGGGGACCAACGGUGCCGGGAAAACCACCAUCAUAUCCAUGUUGACAGGGCUCUAUCCUCCCACUUCUGGAGCCAUCAUCAUCAAUGGCAAGAACCUGCAGACAGACUCAUCUAGAGUCAGAACAGAGCUGGGAGUAUGUCCUCAGCAGGAUGUCCUAUUUGCCAAUCUCACUGUACGGGAACAUCUCCUACUCUUUGCUUCCAUAAAGGCACCAGAGUGGACCAAGAAGGAGUUACAGCAGCAAGUCAACAAAACUCUCAAGGAUGUGGGGCUAAUUCAGCAUCAGCACAAACAAACUCAAACUCUCUCUGGAGGCCUGAGGAGGAAGCUCUCAAUUGGCAUUGCUUUCAUGGGGACAUCAAGGACAGUGGUUCUGGAUGAGCCUACCAGUGGGGUGGACCCUUGCUCCCGGCGCAGCCUCUGGGAUAUUCUGCUCAAGUACCGGGAAGGUCGCACCAUCAUCUUCACCACCCACCACCUGGAUGAAGCUGAGAUGCUCAGUGACCGAGUGGCCGUCCUACAGCAGGGGAGGCUGAGGUGCUGCGGUCCUCCUGUCUGCUUGACAGAAGCCUAUGGCCAGGGACUCAACCUGACACUCACAAAGCAAGUCUCUGUUCCUGAGCUCUAUGAUCCCAAGGACCUAGCUCAUGUCACAUCCCUGAUACAGCUCUAUGUUCCACAAGCAUUUCUCAAAGACAGCAGUGAGAGUGAGCUGACCUUUGCCAUUCCAAAGGAUGCAGACAAGGCCUGCUUCAGGGAGCUCUUUGAGGCCCUGGAUCAAAACUUAGAGCAAUUGCACCUGACGGGAUAUGGAAUCUCAGACACCACACUGGAAGAGGUGUUUUUGAUGCUUUUGCAAGACUCCAAUAAGAAAUCUCACCUUGCUCCGGGGGCCCACUUAGAGUCUCAGAACCAGAGACCCACUGGACCUUCUCCAGCCUAUUGUGACUUUCCUGUGAGGAUCCCACCUACACGAACCCUCAUUGCACCUGCGCAAGGUCACCAGCUGCUUCUCAGACAGGUAGCUGCACUCCUGAGGAAGAGGCUGCUCCGCACACUGAGAGCCUGGAAAAGUACAGUCUCAGACCUGCUGCUUCCUGUCCUCUUUGUGGCUUUGGCCAUGGGCCUGUUCAUGGUUCAGCCUCUGGCUACCGAAUACCCUCCCCUCAAACUGACACCUGGCCACUAUGAGAGGAUGGAAACUUACUUUUUCAGCAGUGGGAAUGACAACAUGGACCUCACCCAUGUGCUCUUACGGAAGUUUGGGGAUCAGGAUCCUCUCUGUGCUGACUUAUUUAGGAAGAAUUCUUCAUGCUGGUCUAGGGAUCCCUUCCCUCACCCAAAGUUCCAGGAUUCAUGUGGCUGCCUGAAGUGUCCAAAUGGAAGUGCUGGGGCUCCUUACCUGACUAACUGCCUGGGCCACACCCUGCUCAAUCUCUCAGGCUUCAAUGUGGAGGAGUAUUUGCUGAUGCCAUCUGAGAAACCAAGGCUUGGAGGUUGGUCUUUUGGAGUACAAGACCCCAGUGAAGUUCAGGACAUGAAUGCAAGCAUGUCGAAACCAAGAACUCUGGCAAAGGUGUGGUAUAAUCAGAAGGGUUUUCACUCCCUACCCUCCUACUUAAAUCAUCUAAACAACCUUAUUUUGUGGCGACACUUACCCCCUGCUGUGGACUGGAGACAAUACGGAAUUACACUCUACAGUCACCCAUAUGGAGGAGCCUUGCUGAAUGAAGACAAGAUCUUGGAGAGCAUCCGGCAGUGUGGUGUUGCCCUCUGCAUUGUGCUGGGAUUCUCUAUCCUGUCUGCAUCAAUUGGCAGCUCUGUGGUGAGGGACAGGGUGACCGGUGCCAAGAGGUUGCAGCACAUAAGUGGCCUUGGCUACAGGACCUACUGGUUCACUCAUUUCCUGUAUGACAUGCUCUUUUACUUGGUUUCUGUCUGCCUGUGUGUCGCCAUUAUUACCGCCUUCCAGUUAACAGCUUUCACUUUCCGUGAGAACUUGGCGGCCACAGCCCUCCUGCUGGCACUUUUCGGAUAUGCAACACUUCCAUGGAUGUAUCUGAUGUCCAGAAUAUUCUCCAGUUCAGAUGUGGCUUUUAUCUCCUACAUCUCAUUGAACUUUAUCUUUGGCCUAUGCACCAUGCUGAUGACCACCAUGCCCCGGAUCCUGGCCACCAUCUCCAAAGCCCAGAAUUUACAGAACAUCUAUGAUGUCCUCAAGUGGGUCUUCACUAUUUUCCCUCAAUUCUGCUUGGGUCAAGGACUGAUAGAACUCUGUUAUAACCAGAUCAAAUAUGACCUGACCCACAACUUUGGCAUUGAUUCCUACGUGAGUCCCUUUGAGAUGGACUUCCUGGGCUGGAUCUUUGUGGAAUUGGCCUCUCAGGGAACAAUUCUUCUCCUCUUGAGGAUCCUGCUGCAUUGGGACCUUCUGCAUUGUUCAAGGGGUCACUCUACUCUUCAAGGCACAGUCAAGUCUUUGAAGGAUAUAGAUGUCGAAAAAGAGCAAAUGAGGGUGCUUGAAGGAAGGACCAGUGGAGACAUCCUUGUGUUAAAGAGCCUCAGUAAAUGUUAUGGAAGGUUUUUUAAGAAGACUACUGCUGUGCAAGAUAUUAGUUUAGGCAUACCAAGAGGAGAGUGCUUUGGACUUCUAGGGGUGAAUGGAGCUGGGAAGAGCACUACGUUCAAAGUUCUGAAUGGUGAAGUUCCUCCAAGUUCAGGACAUGCUGUGGUCAGAACUCCCACGGGAGAGGAGGUGGAUCUGUCUUCUGCUGGCAAGGCAGGUGUUCUUAUUGGCUACUGUCCACAGCAGGAUGCCCUAGAUGAGCUCCUGACUGGUUGGGAACAUCUCCAAUAUUACUGCAGCCUACGGGGGAUUCCAAAGCAGUGCAUCCCUGAGGUGGCGGGAGACCUUGUGAGACGCUUACACCUGGAAGCCCACGUGGAGAAACCUGUGUCCACCUACAGUGGGGGAACCAAGCGGAAGCUCUCCACAGCUCUAGCCCUGGUGGGGAAACCUGACGUUCUUUUAUUGGACGAGCCCAGCUCUGGAAUGGAUCCUUGCUCUAAAAGAUACCUGUGGCAAACAAUAAUGAAAGAGACUCGGGAAGGUUGUGCUGUGGUGCUGACCUCCCACAGCAUGGAAGAGUGUGAAGCUCUUUGCACCAGGCUAGCCAUCAUGGUUAACGGCAGCUUCCAGUGUCUCGGCUCCCCUCAGCACAUUAGGAAUAGGUUUGGUGAUGGUUAUACUGUCAAAGUUUGGCUCUGUGAGGAAGCAAAUCAGCCGAGUACUAUUUCUUACUGCUUAAAGCUCCAUUUUCCAGGAAUCCAAUUUCAGGGACAGCGCCUAAAUUUAUUAGAAUAUCAUGUGCCAAAAAGAUGGGGAUGCUUGGCUGAUUUGUUCAGAGUUCUAGAGGAUAAUAAGACCUUCUUGAACAUCAAGCAUUAUUCCAUCAAUCAGACCACUCUGGACCAGGUGUUUAUUAAUUUUGCUACUGAACAGCAGCAAACUCCACACUCUACUCUUGAUCUAUCCACUGAUUGUCACCGCCCAUAUCAUCUGUCUAUUUAACCAAAAAGGAAUAAUCU
Messenger RNA from Sciurus carolinensis (gray squirrel), 15188 nucleotides. RefSeq names its product ATP binding cassette subfamily A member 13 (gene Abca13). Gene Ontology annotation, biological process: transmembrane transport; lipid transport. Gene Ontology annotation, molecular function: ATP binding; lipid carrier activity; ABC-type transporter activity. Gene Ontology annotation, cellular component: intracellular membrane-bounded organelle; membrane. NCBI's taxonomy places the organism in Eukaryota, Metazoa, Chordata, Mammalia, Rodentia, Sciuridae. The transcript has 62 exons. The record is from RefSeq and is a predicted model, not a curated record.